CUGGAGUUGUGUGUGACGGGCCCUGCUCCCGGCGGGUGACGGGGACUCGGGGAGGACGAAGCCGGGCUCUGCCGGGGCGCUCGGGACCAGGCUCCGCGCGGCCAAGGCGCUGCUCUCCCGGUCCCCAGCAGCAUCCAGGCCCGGCCGAGUGGCUCCCCCCAUGGCAGCGGGCUCCGCCCCUGAGUGCCGGGCGCGGGAAGGGAGCCGCGCUGCGGAAGCGGCGGGCGGCUACAGGUUGCCAAGGAAGCGGCUGCGGCUCCCUCUUCCCGUGGGGAGAAGGAGCGGGACGGCCCUGCGGGGAGGCUGGUAACGUCUCCGGGGAAUCCGGCGGGGCAGGGCCGCGGCGCUGCUUGGCGGCUCAGGGUCGUGGCCGGUAGCGGCGGGGCAGCGCUGGGGGAAGGUGCCUGGGCACUGCCCGGGGCAAGGGGAGCUGCUUGGGGGUGACCUGGAGCGCCGGUGUAGUGCCUGCCCCUUUCCCGUCCCCUCCCACUCAGCGUGGGGGAUCUUGCGGCCAGGCUUUGCCCUGGCGGGCCUCCCUCCCUACCCUUUAUGUCAGUUACAGUCAGUAGCCCUCCGUUUUGGGGGGUUAUUUAACUUUUGUGCAAUGAAUGUGUGAGUGGUCGGGGCCAAGUAAACAAUAAGUGCUAAAUAAAUAUCCUUGCAACCCAUGUUUACUAAGUAUUGACUCUGGCCAGUAAUUUCACUCAGGGUCAUUUGGAAACCUCAUUCUUGUUGUGGGUCUAGGUUGUGUUCAUCCUGCUUUUUGUUGCAUUUUAUAUUUGACUGCACUGAGGUACCAGUGAUCCUUUAACUAAUGUGCCUUCCUUUACCAGCUUGCUUUUCUAUUAUUUUUGGUACAGUGAUGGCAAUGUAGAUAGAUGUUUUUAUCUCAACUUUUAAUCUUUUUGCAGAAUUAAGACAGAAUGUUGUCAUCUGUGCACAGACAGGAUAACGAUAUUCCAUCAGAGCUGCAUGUUCAACAAAAGUUGUCUUCUCCUGAUGUUGCUGAGGGAACAAGACAUGCACUACCUAUUACACCUGGAGAAGCAGCAAAACUCUGUUCAUUGAUUCAGUCCUGUGAAGAUUUUUUUAGAAUCAGAAAAGUCAACCAUCAUGGAAAAUAUUUUACAGGUCUAAGUGAAGAAGCAGACCAAUUUUCAGCAUGCAUGGAGGAGGGACCCUUGAAGCAGAAUUGGAGUUCAUUUACCAAAGUUAUGGAUAAACAUCAGACCAAGCUGAAAGAACUGUCACCACAGCUCAAAAGCAGAUCACAGGAAAACUUCCUAGAACAAAACCUGAGUGAAAGUGAAAUGAGAUGGUUGAAAGAAGAUGAAAUUGCCACAUUACAGGAAAAGAUUCUUGAAGCAGAGAUGGCAAUCAGUUCAACAGAAAUGUUUUUGCCUUCAUUUAAAGUCACUGUUGCUGGAAUGACAAAUGUGUGUAACCUUUCUACAUCAGAUAUGAUUAAGAUUUCUAAACAAGAGGAUUUACUGAUAAAGGAACUAGAGACUCUCAAACACGUAAAAGGAUUAUUACUACACCUACUUAGAACAACAGAGCAUAAAGAAAUAAGCAGUAAACAAAUUGACAUUUUGAUGCAGAAGUUAACUGAAAGUGAAACUGAAAAUGAUGGUCUCAGAAAAGAAACACUUGAAACAGAGAAGCAUAUUGUAGAGCUUUCUUCUCAGCUUCAACAGGAAAAAGCAAAUGCACUAAAAGCAGAUCACCUAUCAAAGUCAGUAGAAGCUGUACAAGCCCACCUGCAAUGCCAGAUUCAAAAAAAGGAGGCUGAGAAUGAUCAGUUGAAAGCAAAAAUACAGACUCUGGAAAAGAAAAUAACUGAGUGGAAGCUUCAAAUUGGAAAACACAAGCACCAAAUUUUAGCUGUAAAGGAAACAAAUGAGCAAAAGAAGAAAGCUCUGAAAAAAGCAACCAGAGCCCAGAAACAAAGAGCUGAAUGUUUUGAAGCAUCUGUUGAAAAACUAACUUCCAAAAUUAGAAAGAGGGAAGUCAAAUUGUCUGAAGUACUUUCAGCUUCCAGUGUCUGGAAAAAUCAUCAUGAGAAGGCUGUAGAAGAAAAGACUCGGUUAGAGGUUCAAUUUGAAACUCUGAAGAAACAGAUCACAAACCUUUUGGAGGACAUGAAAAAAAUACAAGAUCGUGGAAGAAAUUCAAAUGAAGAAAUCCAUGGAAAGCUUAAUUCUAUCAAUUCAGAAAGUGCAAAUAUUCGUCUUGAAAAUGCAAAAUUAAAGGCUUUACUUGCUGCUUUGGAAGACAACACUGUUUCGGCUGAAGCUGAACUUUUAAACCUGCAAGAAAAAGUAAAGCAGCAGGAAAACCUUGCUGAACAGUAUAAAACUCAGGUACAAAAAUUACAAACAGAAGCAGAAGAACUGAAAGCCCGAUACAAAAAAGUGUUAAAUGAAAACAAAAUAAUAACAGAAGCCAAAGAUUUAGAGAUAAGUGAGGUGAGGAGCCAGAUACAGGCUCAAUUGAAGGAGUUAGAACAUGUUCGUGACUUACUGAAAGUAGCUGAAGAGAGGCUGCAGGAGUAUCAGGAAAAUCUGUUGUCCUACAAAAGGAGUUAUGCAGACAAAUCCAAAACCAUUAGGGAGCUACAGGUUCAGAUGGAUGACAACAACAGGUUCUUGAGAAACCAUUCUUUGGAAGAGGAAAACUGUAACAUUCAGAAGAAAUAUGAAUAUCUUAAAAGACAGUUAGAAAAGAUGGAAGUACAAAAUGAAGAACUUGCACAUCAGCUGGCAAACCAAGAGGAGAGUCUUCAGCACAGUGAAUUGCAGCUUAAAGAGAAAUUAGCACAAUAUGAUGCUUUAGCCAGACAGUUGGAGGCUGCUUUGGAAGAAGGCAGAAAAAAGGAGUCUGAAGAGGUGGAAAAAAUGUCAUCCAAGGAGAGAGCUCUUCAGACAAAAAUAUUGACUCUGGAAACUGAAUUGAGAGAGAGACGAGAGGAGCAAAAGCGACUUGUCUGCAAAUUAAACAAUAGAGAGAAACAUCAGGAAGUAUGUUUGAAAGAAUUAGAGCACAAUCUACAAAAAUCAGAAAACCAGAACCACAGCAUCCACAAUUAUGUACAGUUCUUGAAAAACUCAUAUGUAACAAUGUUUGGCUGAAUUCUUUAAUUUAGAAUAUUUUAAAUAAUAAGGGCAGAAUCUUGGAAGGCGCUGAGUGUCUUUAACUCUCAGUGAAGUCAGUGGAAGCUGAGGACACUUUGGAUUGAACCCUGUAUCAUUAGGGCUUCAUAGCGAAACUCUCGCUCCAAGUUUUGCAGAAUUGAGCCUACCCUGAUGUAUAUACACUGGUUGAUCAUGUUCUGAAUGUUUACAUGGCAUUACUAAUCUAAAAAUGGCAUUACUAAUCUUCAUUUCUUGAACAAUAGUGAAGGAAAAACUGCGCAAUCUCCAUGAAAGAUAUGUGUUCCUGUUAUUCAAUGUACUUCCAUUGCUGUAGAAAUCUCACUGGAUUCAAUUUGCAUUCCAGCUACCAUGAUAGUAAUAGAAAUACUAUUCUUAAUAUUUUGUAAAUGUAAUAUAUAAUUGAAAGAAAAUCCAUUCAAAUUAUUAUAUGGCGGCACUAAAUGUGGUGACAAUCCUCCUGAUAAUGGCCCCAAUUCAACAAGGUAUUUAAGAAUAUCCCUAAUUUUAAGCACAUUAGUAAUUCAUUUGAAGUCAAUGGGAUUACUCAUGUGCCUAAAACAAACCACAUGCCUAAGUACCUAGCUGAACUGGGGCCAGUAUGAAGGAAAAUCCUGAUUAUGUAAGUUGGUUUUCUAUAGCAAUAGUAUAAAAUAUUCUUACAGAAUUGUGAUAUAGUUUUUAAAGGAUAACAGAUUCAGAUAACAUUGAAACAUCUCAAUAUAUACAUUUUAAGUGUAUAUUAAAUAUCCUAUAAAUGUCUUUUAUAUAUAAAUAUAUAUAUAAAAAUAUAACUGAUGUUACUUAUUU
This is a messenger RNA of Malaclemys terrapin pileata, 3962 nucleotides long. RefSeq names its product outer dense fiber of sperm tails 2 like (gene ODF2L). The coding region runs from base 924 to 3131 and encodes 735 amino acids. The record is from RefSeq and is a predicted model, not a curated record. Lineage: Eukaryota; Metazoa; Chordata; Testudines; Emydidae. Gene Ontology annotation, biological process: negative regulation of cilium assembly. Gene Ontology annotation, cellular component: ciliary basal body; centrosome. The transcript has 18 exons.